Messenger RNA from Drosophila bipectinata, 447 nucleotides. Its product is annotated as ATP synthase membrane subunit K, mitochondrial. The record is from RefSeq and is a predicted model, not a curated record. Lineage: Eukaryota; Metazoa; Arthropoda; Insecta; Diptera; Drosophilidae.
GUCUAGAGUCUAGUUGUGUGUUGUUCAAUCGUAAAUCUCAAACCUGAACAGAUCGACAGCACGAGCUAAAGGUCUCCAAAUUUGAAUCUAAAAAAAAAAGCUCCAAGAUGUCCGAGCAGUUCAGCUUCAACGAAGCCUUUAACAGUCAGACCGUGCGCGGACGCGCCAAUGUAGCCAAGGCCACCUGGGCCUCUGUGGGCCUGGUCUACGUGCUGGUGAAGAUGCAUCGCCGCAACACUAAGCGCCGCGAGGCCAAGCUAUACUGCAAGGGCUGCCAGCAGGCCAUGCUAGGCUAGGAGGACGUCCUGCCCUCGGGGAUCACCGCAGCUCUACCUGAUGGGUAGGAGCACCUUCCCCACUCCAUCCAAGUGUUUUCUUUCGUUUCACCAAAUCCCAUCUCGUGUACUUUCGACGAGCUAAUAAAACUGUUGCAAUGUUUCAAUUAAA